GCUUACACCGUCAGAUUACGUUCACCGCUAGGCCUGUACGGACCUCCGGCGUGUGUUCCUCCUCACCAUGUCUCUGUGUAGUCCCGCUCGCCCUUACACACUAUGGGCUUGGGUGUGUGUGUACGUGUGGGUUUUGGCAUGCCCAGUUGAUGCCCGUUUUACAGUGUGGUGGAAUUCGCCUACGGAGAUGUGUCAGCAUUUCGGAAUCUAUAUAAAUGUUUCCCAAUACGGGAUCGUCCAAAACACUGGUGACAAAUUCUACGGUGAUAAGGUCACCAUUUUCUACGGCCCGGGAGUUUUUCCAGUGUUUAAGGGCAACACGACGGUCAAUGGAGGAAUUCCCCAGAAAGGCAAUAUUUCCCUACAUGUUCGAACCUUCAUGAAACAGGUCGAAAGCCAAAUGAAGCCGGACUUUGAAGGAGCUGCCAUCCUGGACUUCGAGACCUACUACCCGAACUAUGAAAUGAGUCCGGAGCAGUACCGCCACGCCUCCAUCGAGUGGGUGACGGCGCUGCACCCUGAUUGGUCGCCGCAGCUCAUUGCCCAGACCGCCGAGAGGACCUUCAACGACUCUGCUCGGGAGUACUACCAGCUGCUUCUGUGGGCCGGUCGAGAGCUCCGGCCAAAAGCUGAAUGGGGUUAUUACCAUUAUCCUUACUGCCAUAACUACGGACCGGGAGUUGGUGACUGCAAACCCGCUGUGAUGAAGAGCAAUGACGAAACCAUGUGGCUCUUCGAAGGCAGCUCGGCCCUGUACCCCAGCAUCUACAUCUUCAAGAACAGUGGCUGGGACCCUCGAACCCGACGUCUCAAUACCAUGGGGCGUUUGGGUGAGGCAGUGAGGGUGAGGCGCAACUCGGGGAAAGAUAUGCCCAUAUACCCUUACUUCUGGUACAAGUACCACGACUCUCCCUCCUUCCUGAUACCCAUAGACGUCGUAAAUACCCUCGGGUACUCCAGAAUGCUCGGGCUGGAAGGAGCUGUGGUCUGGGGUUCGAAACGUGACGUCGAUACAAAAGAAAAAUGUCUCGCCAUGAAGAACUACGUGGAGACCGGCUUGGGUCCCCUGGUUCAGUACCUAAGCGACCUGCCUCUUUCGACCGUGCGCUCCGUGAUCAACUCCCGGCGUUUCCUGAAGAAGUUGGCGUCCACGGCUCUGAGGGAAGGGCGGAGGAAGAGGAAGAAGAACCGUGGCCAAGGCGUUGUUUAAAAAAAAGGUGUUGAGAGAGAGAGAGGGAGAGAGAAAGAGAAAGGGAAAGAGAGAGUGGGAGAGAGAGGAAAUAAAAGAACGAGUUCGUUUUUUUUUCGUUUGGUAAAUUUUCGUGUAAUUUUGUUGUUAUUGAUCUGAUAAAGUGAGUUACAAUACGUGUGUGAUUCGUUCGA
Messenger RNA from Penaeus vannamei (Pacific white shrimp), 1383 nucleotides. RefSeq names its product hyaluronidase B. The record is from RefSeq and is a predicted model, not a curated record. Gene Ontology annotation, biological process: hyaluronan catabolic process; carbohydrate metabolic process. Gene Ontology annotation, molecular function: hyalurononglucosaminidase activity. Lineage: Eukaryota; Metazoa; Arthropoda; Malacostraca; Decapoda; Penaeidae.